GACCAGGGUUCCCCUUCCGAUCCUCGAGCCCAAGAUCGUUAAUUUUCAUUUUCAUGACUGAAAGCCUUCCUGUAUUGUUAUUUUUUCCUCACGAGUAGCUCGCGGGGGGAGGCGGAGUGCGGCCCGACCUUUAUUUGUUUUACUCUCGACCCCGGCCCUUUUGUUCAGGGUGUGUGUUAGUCUCGGAGCGGCUUGGGAGGUUGCGCAUAGCAACGGGACGGAGCUUCAGCAGUCCUGUCGACCUCGCUGAUCACAUCUUUGGCCAUUGUUGAGAGUAUACCUGGCAUUCUCAGCAAGUUGAAUCAUGACAACAACAGAUGGAAGCCUGCUCUCGACUGAGAUGAACAAUGAAGAGGCACUGUAUGAGCAGCUUCUACUGCAGGCUGCAAAGGAGAUGCAGAAUCAACUUCCAAUGGCACAGGAAUCCAAGCAGAUCAGACCACAACCAGGCUUCUGUGUGAAGACAAAGACGAAGACCAACGAAAAGGUUUUCAUUAAUGUUUGCAAGUCUGAUCAGAUUCCACCUCCGCCAGACCUCUCUGAGGAGGGCUUGGUCUCCCUGCUGGAAUCCGAUGAUCCUUCUGGAUACAGAAUUCCCAUGAGCCUCGGUGAACCACACGCUGAAAUUGACAACAGUGGUAAUGGAUGCACUGCAUAUGACAUAGUCAUCAAUUCAAAAUUUUACAACAAAAUUCAGAACAACCAGCUCUUCAUGGAAUUCUUCCUUACUAUCGGCUUUGAGGGGCUGGAAAACAAAUACAAUUUGGAACUUUCCCGAGAAUGGCGGAUGCUGAAGAACAGGAAAUUUCUGGGAUCUGUAACGGAACAAAACAUCAGAACAAAAUCGAAACCUGUUAUCCAGGAACUGGAAUCCAGCACUUCAUCUCCAGGUACCUGCACUGAAUCCCUUGUAUCAGAAAUAGCAAGUACCUGUGUAGAGCCAGAAUACACAAUCAUGGCCGAGCCUGCAGAUGAGCACCCCAGCUUCCUGGUGGCAGAAAUCUCCUUACCAAAAGUGGAGUCAGCGGCAUCAUUACUGCUCGACCUUGGAGAAGACCGGAUUGUGUUGUGGGCACGGCCAGACCUUUAUCACUUAGAUAUUUACAUCCCAUUUAACAUUGUUCAGGAGAAAAGUGGCUCGCAGUUCAACAGGAAAACCAGGGUUCUGACUAUAACGAUGCCGGUGCAGCCAGCAUAAGACCACAGUUGCUUCCAGGAUGAUCAUUACUCGCAGAAACUGGAUAAGAGGAACUCCUGUGCAUUCCCAGCAUGCUGGUGGUCAGCACUGCAUAUUUGUGAUGUCACUUUACGUGGCAUUCACUAUGAAUUUGCUUUUCACUUUCUCGUCCAGGUGAAUGAAGCUGAAAAACAAUUGAAAUUCUGUACUGUCUGGUAUCUCACCCAAAGGUUUUUUGAUAUUUGAUAUUUGUUCACAGGCUGACCGUGUCACUGUCAGGGGCAGCGUUUAUUCAUUGCUCAUUGCCCUUGAAAUGGUGGUGAACCACAAUCCGGAGUUCACCUGAGCAGCUUACCCAGUUCAGAGCGCAGUUAAGAGAUUAGCCACAGUGGAUUUGGAGUCGGAGAGGCCAUUGUAAAUAAGGAUGACAUGUUCCCUCCCUUUACUUUCGGUUACUCUCAAUAGCUUUUUUAUUCCAGGUUUUUAUUGAAUUGUCAUGGCCGGUUUUGAAUUCUGGAACCCUCUAAAUUACAUCUUUAAUAUUCAUUAAGGGGUUGGCUAACGUUUAUGGCUGUCCCUAAUUGCCCUUGAGAAGGAGAUGGUGAGCUGCCACCUUAAACCACUGGAGCCUGUGGAGUUUAGGUAUAUCAUUCAGUUAUAUCAUCUAGAUGCGACUGCAUCUCUAAGUCGCCAUUCUUCAUAUGUAUUAAAUGUAAUGGUGAACGUUGUCAAGCUGUUUGAUAUUGGUGUCCAUCACAGCAACACUGUCCUCCUCCCCCAUUCUGGUAGUCUUUGCAGCAACAUACACUGGAUAAUGAUUACAAGCGUGGAUGCCAGUUUUUUAUUGCAAACAGCCGAGCGGAGGAAGAAAGAGCUUGAGAACCACCCUCUGCCAGAUUCAUCGAGUCAGAAUCAUACAACACAGAAACAGACCCUUCGGUCCAGCCUGAAAGUCCCAUUAAAACCUAAGCUCUGCAGACACGAACAGACCUAUGUUUUAUGUUAUUAUUUUGGAUUUAAAGCAUUCACAUUUUUCAUCUGGUUAUUAAUGCCCAUUCCACAGCUUAGAAAUAACAUUUCAGGACCUGCUUUGAAUUGACAAUUCAUGAAAAUCUUCUAAUACAGGAGUGAAAUUGUGAGGCAGUUCCUUAAGGCCUUUUCAAAUAAAGCAAGUUGUUGGUUGCCCAUCA
This is a messenger RNA of Hemiscyllium ocellatum (epaulette shark), 2367 nucleotides long. RefSeq names its product PIH1 domain containing 1 (gene pih1d1). The transcript has 11 exons. Bases 305 to 1198 code for a protein of 297 amino acids. Gene Ontology annotation, biological process: rRNA processing; box C/D snoRNP assembly. Gene Ontology annotation, cellular component: ribonucleoprotein complex; cytoplasm; R2TP complex. The record is from RefSeq and is a predicted model, not a curated record. NCBI's taxonomy places the organism in Eukaryota, Metazoa, Chordata, Chondrichthyes, Orectolobiformes, Hemiscylliidae.